Molecule: messenger RNA, 1778 nt
Organism: Plectropomus leopardus (leopard coralgrouper)
Lineage: Eukaryota; Metazoa; Chordata; Actinopteri; Perciformes; Serranidae
Gene: gdf2
Product: growth differentiation factor 2
Biological process (GO): BMP signaling pathway
Cellular component (GO): extracellular region
Molecular function (GO): cytokine activity; growth factor activity
Source: RefSeq, a predicted model, not a curated record
CCCUGUUUACUCUGGGAGCAUGAGAGCGGACAUCACCACUGUGGUCCUUGCAUUGGGGAUCUCCAUUUUCAAACCUUGUCGUCGCAAAGCCGGGAAGAAGGUAAAGUUUGUGCCAGCUCUGUGUCUUGCAAAGGAUCUAAUUUCAAAAUGCGGAGCUCCAGAUCAUUCCUGUUCCAGGUGUGUUUGUGUCUGGUGGUUUCUGUUGGCUCCUGCACCUGUAAACCUCUUAAUAAUGACAUCCAGAGUGAGGACCCUGAGGGACUCUACUCUCAGCUGUCAGAGGAGGACCUUCUGGAGGAGGAAGACACCGACUCUAGGAUGGAGAACCUCCUGGGAACCAUGAAGGAGGGCUUUCUGAGGAAACUUAACCUGUCAGAUGUUCCUCAGGAGAGUGGCAAAAUCUACCCUCCUCAGUUCAUGAUGGAACUCUACAACAAGUACGCCUCAGACAGCUCAGCAAACCCUCAGUCUGAUGUCAUACGAAGCUUCACUGUCCAAGAUAUCCCUCUCUGUGUGACGAAUGGCACAAAGACAAAGAACAGGCUGCAGUUCAACAUCAGCAUCCCCACCCACGAAAAGAUCACUUCUGCUGAACUACAGCUCUUCUUCUUCCCAGAUCUCAGGUCAGGGGUCACCUCCCACAGCUUCAAGACCACCGUAAAAGUCUAUGAAGUGGAUUACAAUGAUUUCACAUCCACCACCCAACUGCUGGUUGGCAAAGAGGUGACCAGCUUGGAAAGCAUGUGGGAGACUUUUGAAGUGACCACGGCAAUUCAGAACUGGAUCGAGUUAGGCCAUGGAGCAACGGUUUUUGAUGUUGUGGUGGAUAGGAAGGACUGUGGAGAAGAAGGAACAGGCUGUUUGAAUAUGAGUGUGUCUGUUGGAGAUAACACUUCUGUGGCUUUAAUAGUCUUCUCAGAUGACCUGGGUAGCAGGAGGAGGGAGAAAAAGAAAGAACUAAGAGAGAUGAUCCUCCACGAAGAAGAAACCAUCUUACACUCGGGUGCCGAUUGGAACAGAGGAGAUCAGCUUCCAAACGAGAUCCCUAAUGCUCCACGGAGAACGAAAAGAAAGGCAGAGAGGGAAUAUUGCCAGCGGACGUCUCUCAAGGUCAACUUUAGAGACAUUGGCUGGGACAGCUGGAUCGUGGCACCACCUGAAUAUGACGCCUUCGAAUGUCGAGGACUGUGUUACCACCCAUUGACGGAUGAAAUGACUCCAUCAAAGCAUGCCCUUAUCCAGACGCUGAUCAACAUCAGGAACCCCAAGAAGGCCAACAUGGCGUGCUGCGUCCCCAUCAAACUGGACCCCAUCACAGUCAUGUAUCAGGAGAAUGGACGGCUAACUAUUAGAUACCUGUACGAGGAGAUGAAGGUGGCAGAGUGUGGCUGCAGGUAGUCAGAGGUUUGCUUUGGUGGUAGCACAGGUGAUUAUAAUGGCAUUCAAGACAGUCUGAUGUUAAUGCCCUCCAUCAGUCCAGAAGAAAUAGUACAGCACCGCAGGUCCUAGAAAAAGAUAAGAUAGAACUUAAUUUAUUUCAAGGGAAAUUGUUGUGGAACAUUUGCAGUACAAAGUAGGUGCAAGAAACAUGGAUGCCGCCUAUUACCCAUAUACACUGAACAAACAUUUUAAUGCAACACUUUUAUUAGAGUUUUUUUAUGCAUUCAAUAGAUAUAUUUCUGUUAACCUUUGGUCACAUAUUUGUUAAAUUCCAUGUUAGUGAGCACUCCUCCUUUCCAAGAUAAUCCAUCCACCUGACAGGUGUGGCCAAUUAAACA